UUACAGAAUGGUGGAAUUACGGAAACCCGAAAAGUUGGAGGAUCAAAAAGGUCAACCGGAAUCGUCUUCAUCCACAACUACGUUGACGGUGCCUCCGGUUGUUGAUUAUGGUAGUGCUGCGGCAUAUGCGAUCGAACUACGUAAAUGGUUAUUCACAACUCACUGCUGGGCAUUUUGUCAUCAGAUGGCAACCAUGCAUUCAUUAGCAUAUUUGGCAUCAUGUAACCGGCCAGAGAUCAUGGUACCUCAGUCACCACUCGGUGUCACGUUGCCACCAUCAAGUGUUCCCCCACCAACUACUAAUCUGUCAAAUUCAAAUCAGUUCAUCCAGCGUCACGCUAUUUCAUCCUUUACACGACGUAUCCUUGCGGAAAUUGUCGAUUCUAUUUUUGCAUUUAUCGCAAAAUUACUAAUUGUCUACUUACUGGUGGAAAUCGGUGUUGUGGAUCUGGAUAAAUACGACCGAUUAUUGGGUGAUGAGGCUGACUUGCAUACGUUGAUUGACGUAACUCAGGAAUUGUUCCCUAUUGAAAUGCUUGCAAAAAUCGUCGUCAGUAUUGUCGAAGCCUUAUUUGUAUCAUAUGGUUUUGGAUCAGUACCUGCUGGGCAGACACCGGGUAAAGUUGUGUUAAAUAUUCAAGUGAUUACUUGUUAUCAAGUGAUACCGAUAGCAGGUAGCGAAGAGGUGAACAUCGUACGAACCCUCACUGUCCCGUUCAAAAAUUCUUUGCUACGAUCACUAACGAAGAACAUGCUUAUCAAUCUGCUCUUUCCGCUCAGUGCAGCAGCUUAUGCGUUUACCUAUAAUCGUGCUGGAUAUGAUAUCGCUGCGAGGACGAUCGUUGUUAAUGCUUAAAAUAAUUUUCGAUUGGUUUUUAUUACUUUGUACAAUUUGAUUACAAUACAAAGACUGUAUGCCGCAAAUUAAACCAUCAUUAUUUAGUGCGUGAGGACUACUGAACCGAAUGAAUUCUACAACGCACAUUUUAAGCAACAGUUUUUCUGCUGAUAACAUUACCCGUCCUUGUUGAUACGGAAAAGCAGUUUCCAAACGGGAUGCAUGGCAUCACAAGGUAUGAAACAAUAAGAUGACACAUGAUGUCACAAAUAAUUUCAUUGUGAAACGGUAAUGGGCAUCAUUCGAUAAUGGCAUCACAUCACUUUAAUUAAUCACUUUAAUUAUGCUAUGAAGAAUGAAGUUCAGCACUAUUGUGAAGAGAGUGUAAGUGUAAGACCAUGACCGGGUCAAUACCAGUAUUCCAAAACUUCUGUCUUCCCGCACUGCACAUCUAUACGACGAAUCUCCAUGUCUCUUGCUUUUUCAUGAAUCAUGUUCUAAUAGGAUACCAGAAUCAAGCAAUCAUCUACUGAAUGGUUUUUCUUAAAAGCUACCAAAACGUUGUAUUUGCUUACGGUAACACUAUAUGACUUUUGGAUAUUUGUGGAAGCAUUCUAAACUGUCCGAAAACAUUAACCUCCUCACUUCUUAUAAUGGAAUCAAGUACAUUCCAUAAAUUAGUUAUUUCAA
Messenger RNA from Loa loa (African eye worm), 1528 nucleotides. RefSeq names its product RDD family protein. The record is from RefSeq and is a predicted model, not a curated record. Lineage: Eukaryota; Metazoa; Nematoda; Chromadorea; Rhabditida; Onchocercidae. Bases 8 to 856 code for a protein of 282 amino acids. The transcript is spliced from 4 exons.